Perca flavescens (yellow perch) is the source of this 3575-nucleotide messenger RNA. Its product is annotated as nardilysin. Bases 158 to 3487 code for a protein of 1109 amino acids. The transcript is spliced from 31 exons. Lineage: Eukaryota; Metazoa; Chordata; Actinopteri; Perciformes; Percidae. Gene Ontology annotation, biological process: proteolysis. The record is from RefSeq and is a predicted model, not a curated record. Gene Ontology annotation, molecular function: metalloendopeptidase activity; metal ion binding.
CUGUGAUCGAUUUGCUCUCAGCGAAUCACAGGCUUUGUUUUGGCUAACUGCUACUAGACCGAAGCUAGGCGGCUGUACUGAAACUCCAAAACUUCCAUCAACAUUAAGCAAGCAGAAACAAAGCGCUGCUGCCACUCCGGAGAAGAACUCUGUCAAAAUGCCUCAGACCAACAAGUCAGCGAGCAGUGGCGGCGCACAGGGACAGGUAUCGUCUCCAGACCAGGGCGAGCCGCCGCCGCCGUCACCGCCACCGCAACAGGAAGUGAGGGCCCAGGUGGCGGCUGGAGACGGUGGAGCAGCUGGAGGAGUUGCCGCGGACGACCAGGGAGACGCAGAGAUCAUCAGUUCACCCAGUGACCCGAAGAAAUACAGAUACAUCGAGCUGAGCAACGGCCUACGAGCGCUCCUCAUCUCCGACUUCAGCGGGGCGGACGGGCAGGGAGACAGCGAAGACGGAGAGGACAAGGCAGACCCGCAGGAGGGGGAGGAUGAGGAGGGAGAGGCGAGAGCCGAGGAGGAAGGGGACUCUGGCGAGGGCUCGGAUGAGGAUGAGGAGGAAGACGAAGAAGAAGAGCAGGACAGCGACUUCGAUGAGCUGGACGAGGAUAGCGCUGGGAGGACGAAGAGAGGGAACUCUGAGAAGCAGGCGGCAGCUGCUCUGUGCAUCAGUGUUGGGAGCUUCAGUGACCCUGACGACCUGCCCGGCCUCGCACACUUCCUGGAGCACAUGGUGUUUAUGGGCAGUGAGAAAUACCCGGCGGAGAACGGCUUCGACGCCUUCCUGAAGAAGCACGGCGGCAGCGACAACGCCUCCACCGACUGCGAGAGAACCAUCUUCCAGUUCGACGUGCAGAGGAAGUAUUUCAGAGAGGCGCUCGACAGGUGGGCUCAGUUCUUCAUCUGUCCUCUGAUGAUAGAAGACGCCAUCGACAGAGAGGUGGAGGCUGUGGACAGCGAGUACCAGUUGGCGAGGCCGUCUGACUCUCAUCGUAAAGAGAUGCUGUUUGGGAGUUUGGCUAAACCUGGACACCCUAUGGGCAAAUUCUGCUGGGGUAACGCUCAGACAUUAAAGCACGAGCCCAGAGAGAAGCAGAUCAACACCUACCAGAGGCUCCGAGACUUCUGGAAGAGAUACUACUCGGCUCAUUACAUGACGCUGGCAGUUCAGUCCAAAGAGACUCUGGACACUCUGGAGGAAUGGGUGAGAGAGAUCUUCACCAAAGUUCCCAACAACGGAGAACCUCGAGCUGACUUCUCUCACCUCCUGCAGCCGUUUGACACACCAGCCUUCAACAAACUCUACAGAGUUGUCCCUGUGAGGAAGGUUCACGCUCUGACCAUCAGCUGGGCCGUACCGCCGCAGGUGAAGCACUACCGGGUGAAGCCUCUUCACUACAUCUCCUGGCUGAUUGGACACGAAGGCACCGGCAGCAUCUUGUCUCUGCUCAGGAAGAAGUGCUGGGCUCUGGCUCUGUUUGGAGGAAACAGUGAGACAGGUUUCGACCAGAACACCACCUACUCCAUCUUCUCCAUCUCCAUCACCCUCACCAACCAGGGCUACCAGAACUUCUACCAGGUCGUCCAUUUAGUGUUCCAGUACCUGAAGAUGCUCCAGACUCUCGGCCCGCAGCAGAGGAUCUAUGAGGAAAUUCAGAAGAUCGAAGCCAACGAGUUCCACUAUCAGGAGCAGACGGAUCCCAUCGAGUUUGUGGAGAACAUCUGUGAGAACAUGCAGCUGUUCCCCAAAGAGGACUUCCUGACUGGAGACCAGCUCAUGUUUGAGUUUGACCCGCAGGUGAUCAGCGCUGCUCUGUCGCCACUGACUCCCGACAGAGCUAACCUUCUGCUGCUCUCACCGGAGAACGAAGGUCACUGUCCACUCAGAGAGAAGUGGUUCGGUACCUGCUACAGUGAGGAGGACAUCCCGGAGGAGUGGAGUCAGCGCUGGACGGGAGACUUUGAACUCAACUCUGAACUCCACCUUCCUGCUGAGAACAGAUUCAUCGCGACGGAUUUCACCCUGAAAGAGUCGGACUGUCCGGACUCCGAGUUUCCCAUCAGGACCGUGAACAACAAGCGCGGCUGUCUGUGGUACAAGAAGGACAACAAGUUUAAGAUCCCCAAAGCUUAUAUUCGUUUCAACCUGAUCUCCCCGAUCAUUCAGAAGAGUCCUGAGAAUCUGGUUCUGUUUGACCUCUUCGUCAACGUCUUGGCUCACAACCUGGCCGAGCCGGCCUACGAGGCCGAUGUGGCUCAGCUGGAGUACAAGCUGGUGGCCGGAGAGCACGGACUGGUGGUCCGCCUGAAGGGCUUCAACCACAAACUACCGCUGCUGUUGAAGCUGAUCGUGGAUCAUCUGGCGGAGUUCAGGGCCGACCCGGGCGUCUUCAACAUGUUCUCUGAGCAGCUGAAGAAAACCUACUUCAACAUCCUCAUCAAGCCGGAGAGACUCGGCAAGGACGUCCGUCUGCAGAUCCUGGAGCACAGUCGCUGGUCGGUGAUUCAGAAGUACCGGGCCGUCACCAAGGGUCUGACCGUGGAAGACCUCACGGCGUUCGCCACGGGGCUGAAGGCGGAGCUGUACGUCGAGGGGCUGGUGCAGGGAAACUUCACCAGCACGGAGUCCAAAGAGUUUCUGCAGUAUUUCAUCGAUAAGCUGCAGUUCCAGCCUCUGUCAGCAGAGGUCCCUGUGUUGUUCCGGGUGGUGGAGCUGCCUCACCAACACCAUCUCUGUAAAGUCAAGUCUCUCAACAAAGGAGACGCCAACUCGGAGGUGACCGUCUACUACCAGUCGGGGCUGAAGAACCUCCGAGAACACGCUCUGAUGGAGCUGAUGGUGAUGCACAUGGAGGAGCCGUGCUUCGACUUCCUCAGGACCAAGGAAACCCUCGGGUACCAGGUGUACCCCACCUGCAGGAACACCUCGGGGGUGCUGGGAUUCUCCGUCACCGUCGAAACUCAGGCCACAAAGUUCAGCACGGAGUUUGUGGAGGCGAAGAUCGAGGAGUUCCUGGCGAGCUUCGGCGAGCGCCUGUCGGCUCUGAGCGAGGACGCGUUCAGGACGCAGGUCACCGCGCUGGUCAAGCUGAAGGAGUGCGAGGAUGCUCACCUGGGGGAGGAGGUGGACAGGAACUGGUUCGAGGUGGUCACGCAGCAGUACGUCUUCAAGAGGCUGGACAAGGAGAUCGAGGCCCUGAAGCUGUUCUCUCAGCAGGAGCUGGUCUCCUGGUUCCUGGAGCACAGAAACACCAACAGCAGGAAGCUCAGCGUGCAUGUUGUUGGUUUCGGCGUGGAGGAGAACGACCCCCCAGAGCCGAGCGCCGGCUGCGGACCGGGAAGCCCCGACAACCCUCCGUCCUCGUCCUACGGGGAGGUGAGCGAGCUGACCUUCCUGCCGUCGGCCUCGCGGGACGCCACGCUCAUCACCGACAUCAGAGCCUUCACCUCGUCCCUCACGCUCCACCCGUACCACAAAAUCCUCAGCUAGGCCGCGCUCGCUCGCCGCAGGCCGACAGGACGGAGCUAAAGACCGCCUCGUAGUUAAAGGAACACGCCGACUUAUUGGGAGAUUAGCU